AGUUAUAUUAGAAGACCUCAACAGAGGUAGACAAUUACUGGUGCUAAAGUAAAGUUUAACGCCUUUUAACGCGGCAACAAGGGGAGUUUUAAGCAUGAGAUCCCUAAAUUUAUUGCUCUUGGGUGCCAGUUGUGCUCUCAUAGUGAGUUUUGCCUACGCCCAUCCUCCCGAGGGUGAAUGGAAGAAAAAACUAGUGUGGAAAGAAGAUUGGGUACAGGUCUGGAAGACGGUGAAAAAAGAAGCCUGGGAAACUAAAUGGAAAAAAGUGCAGGUGCCCAUUUGGAAAGAAGUCAAAGUACCCGUUUGGAAAGAAGAAAAAGUACCCGAUUGGAAAAUAGUAAAGAAACCACAUAUUGAAGAGCGUGAGGUGCCGGCCUGGAAGGAAGUCAAGGUCCCCGAAUGGAAGAAAAUCACCAAACCCAUAUGGAAACAGGUGCAAGUGCCGGUAUGGAAGGAGAUACAAGUACCCGUAUGGAAGGAGAUACAAGUGCCAGUAUGGCGUGAAGUCAAGGUGCCGGUAUGGAAGGAAAUACAAGUGCCCGUUUGGAAAGAAGUGCAAGUGCCAGUAUGGCGUGAAGUGCAAGUGCCAGACUGGAAGAAAAUGUUCGUACCCGAAUGGGUUAAAAUGGGCAUACCCGGCGAAAAGUACUUAGGCAAAGAUCACGAAGGCUGGGAAUACACCAGUCACGAUUUGUGGCGCAAGAAAUUAAUCUGGAAACCGGUAUGGAAGAAAAUCUGGCGUACCGAAAAGAAGCAAGAAUGGAAGACCGAAAAGAAGCAAGAAUGGAAAACCGAAAAAGUACAAGAAUGGAAAAUCGAAAAGAAACAAGAAUGGGAAACCAAAAAAGUGCAAGAAUGGAAAACCGAAAAGAAACAAGAAUGGAGAACCGACAAAAAACUCGAAUGGAAAGUCGAAUGGGUGCAAAUAUGGAAACCAGUGAAAAAACAAAUCUGGAUUAAGGAGAAACGUGAAACCUGGGUAGAGGAAAAAGUACAAAUCUGGCGCACCGAAAAGAAACAAGUCUGGGCCACCGAAAAGAAAGAGGCCUGGAAAGAAGAAUGGAAAUCAAUACAGGUGCCCGUAUGGAAAGAAGUUAAAGUACAAGAAUGGAAAAAGGUAUGGAAGCCAGUAUGGGAAAAAGUUUGGGUACCCGCCCCCAGUCAUCAUGGUUGGGAUUGAGUGUCUCUCACCCCCUCCCCCCAUACUAGGUAAUACUAACUAAUGAAAGAAUUAAACUUAAAGUUUAACUUAUUUAGUAAAGCUUAAUGUUUUGCCACAGUACUGAAAUCAUUUUUUUAUUAAUAACACACACACACCCAUACACUCGUUCUCGAAAACAUUUUCUUAAACCCAAAGUACAUUUUUUACCCCCCCUUAAAACACCCAACAUGCUUCAUUAAACAUGCAUUUAGAAAAUUUUUGUUUAACAAAGGUUUAUAAACCUUUUUUAAAACCUUAUAAACAGCUGUUAUAAACUGAAUUUUUAAACAGAGUUUUUUAAAAAAGGGCCUAAUUUGUUAAUCCCCAACCAAAUAGUACUUUUUUGUAUAAACCAGAAAUCUUCAAAAUUUUCCAAGAAUUUUUGCAUAAAUUAGUUAAGUUUUUUUUGGAUAAUUUGUGCAUUUAAAAAAACAAACAAACAUUUGUUUAUAACCUUUGUUGUCAUCGAUAAACUAGUUUUUGUAACUUUAAACCAAAAACCCAAAACUGUUACAUAUCCAUUGAUUAACUAAAAUGGUUUGCUUUGUGUUCAAAACCAACAACCUGUUUAUCACUCAAAUAGUAAAAGAUAUAAAAUUUCUCAAUUUUUGUUGAAUUUUAAAUUUAAACAAAAAAUUUUUAUUAAUUUUUAAGAUGACAACAAACAAUCAAACAAAUUAUUAUUAUUUGUAAAACAUUUUGAAGGUCUUUGUUUAGGAAAAAAACCUAAAUGGUUAAAACAAAACCCACAAAAUCCAAAAUCCCACAAAGCUGUUAACGUUAUAUUAUCAAAAUUAGUCCAAUUUAAAUUUUUUUCCAAACUCUGCUUAAAAAUUCAGUUAAAAUCAAUUAACAAAACAACAUGUAUAUGUGCUUUCACGCCUCCAAACAUUUUUAGCAUUUACAAUUUUAAAUUUCCUGCACUUCUUUCAUUUUAACCAAAUUUAUUGUUUUUAUUUUUAAGUUUUCUUAUUGUUUUUUUCGCUCUUCUUUAACUAAGAAUUGUUAAAACAUUUCUGUUCAUAUUUUUUUUUUAUUAUUUUUCUAACUUUUUUUUAGUUUUUAAGUUUGUACAAAUUAGUCAUUUACUCGAUUUUUUCAUAUGACUGGCUAUUCAUCAAAUAAAAAAAAAGUUAUAUGGAAAAAAUAGAGUUAAUUUUACACAAAAAAAAUUUAUAAAUAUAUUUUGUAAAUAAUUCAUUAUAAAAUAAGACAAAAAAUUAUUAUAAAAAAAAUUGUUAAAACUAUUUUUUUAGUUAUGUACUUUUUUGUUAAAAAAAAUAUAAUAAACAACAUAUUUU
Molecule: messenger RNA, 2502 nt
Organism: Lucilia sericata (common green bottle fly)
Lineage: Eukaryota; Metazoa; Arthropoda; Insecta; Diptera; Calliphoridae
Exons: 2
Coding region: 95-1180 (361 amino acids)
Source: RefSeq, a predicted model, not a curated record